Molecule: messenger RNA, 696 nt
Organism: Bathycoccus prasinos
Lineage: Eukaryota; Viridiplantae; Chlorophyta; Mamiellophyceae; Mamiellales; Bathycoccaceae
Exons: 1
Coding region: 1-696 (231 amino acids)
Source: RefSeq, a predicted model, not a curated record
AUGGAGGCGGCGAUGGAGGCGGACUCGGUGGUGGCGGCGAUGGAGGCGACGGAGGCGGCGAUGGAGGCGACGGCGGUGGCGAUGGAGGAGAUGGCGGAGGAGAUGGCGGCGGCGGCGGCGACGGCGGCGGACUCGGCGGCGGACUCGGUGGCGGUGGCGACGGAGGAGAUGGUGGCGGACUCGGUGGUGGCGGCGAUGGUGGCGGCGACGGUGGUGGAGACGGUGGUGGGCUCGGUGGUGGCGGCGACGGUGGUGGACUCGGUGGUGGAGACGGUGGUGGAGACGGCGGUGGGCUCGGAGGCGGUAAAGGCGGCGGACUCGGCGGCGGGCUCGGAGGAGGAGGCGAAGGCGGCGGAUUCGGUGGUGGGCUCGGAGGCGGUGGAGACGGCGGCGGACUCGGUGGAGGCGAGGGCGGUGGCGACGGCGGCGGCGGAGGUGAAGGCGGCGGAGACGGCGGCGGCAAAGGUGGUGGAGACGGCGGUGGCGAUGGAGGCGGCGGCGAUGGAGGCGGCGAUGGAGGCGGCGAUGGAGGCGGACUCGGCGGUGGCGGCGAUGGAGGCGGCGACGGUGGCGGAUUCGGCGGUGGACUCGGUGGUGGAGACGGUGGUGGACUCGGAGGCGGUGGCGCUCGAACGUCGACAACUUCUACGAACUCAACCGCCGCCGGCACGUUUGCUCCACCCGAGGCGUUCUUGA